AUGAUGGCCGUGGAACCUCCGCAAAAAAACCUUGUUAGCGUACAUUUACCACCCUCGCCCCCGGAGACCAUCUAUGGCGAGAGCUCAACACCAGCCCUCGUGGAAUUCCCUUUGCCGCCGCCGAGAAAACCUGUUCAAGUUCUCGAGGCGGACAAGAAAACACCGGAUGCACACGUCCCGCGCGACCCAAGAUUAAUACGGCUGACCGGCGUGCAUCCGUUCAACGUCGAAGCCCCCCUGUCCGAUUUGUACAACGAGGGAUUCUUGACCAGCCCGGAGCUUUUCUAUGUCAGAAACCAUGGGGCGGUGCCCGAGGUCAGAGAUGAAGAGAUCCCGGACUGGGAGUUCACCGUCGAAGGCCUGGUGGAGAAGCCGCUGCGGAUCACGCUGAAGGAGCUCCUCUCCGACUACGACAACGUCACCUACCCCAUCACGCUCGUCUGCGCCGGCAACAGGCGCAAGGAGCAGAACGUGGUGCGCAAGACGCAGGGCUUCUCCUGGGGCGCGGCGGGCGUGUCGACGGCGCUGUGGACGGGCGUCGUCAUGGGCGACGUCCUGAGAAGAGCACGGCCGCUGCGGAAAGCCAAGUACGUGUGCAUGGAGGGCGCCGACAGGCUGCCCAACGGCUACUACGGCACCUCGGUCAAGCUCAACUGGGCCCUCGACCCCAACCGCGGCAUGCUGCUGGCCCACAAGAUGAACGGCGACCCGCUCUCCCCCGACCACGGCAGGCCGCUCCGCUGCGUCAUCCCCGGCCAGAUUGGCGGCAGGAGCGUCAAGUGGCUGAAGAAGUUGAUCGUCACGGAUGCGCCCAGCGACAACUGGUACCACAUCUACGACAACCGCGUCCUGCCGACCAUGGUGUCGCCGGACGACGCCGCGAACGAUCCGAAUUGGUGGAAGGACGAGCGUUAUGCUAUCUACGACCUCAGCACCAACUCGGCCGUCGCCUACCCCGCCCACGACGAGCGGCUGUCCGUCACAGCGAGUGGUGGCUCGGAGAACUACAGCGUCAGGGGCUACGCCUACGCCGGCGGCGGCCGCCGCGUCACCCGCGUCGAGGUCUCGCUCGACCAGGGCAAGACGUGGCGGCUGGCCAACAUCAACUACGCCGAAGACCGCUACCGCGAGGCCCUCCCGCAGGACCUGUUCGGCGGCCGCCUCGACGUCGAUUGGCGCGAGAGCUGCUUCUGCUGGUGCUUCUGGGACAUUGACGUCGCGGUCGACGAGCUCAAGCUGGCGGGUGAUGUUGUCGUGCGCGCCAUGGACGAGAGCAUGAAUGUGCAGCCCAGAGACAUGUACUGGUCCGUGCUGGGCAUGAUGAAUAACCCGUGGUACCGCAUCGUCGUGCAUCGUGAGAAUGAUGAUGUGCUGCGCUUCGAGCAUCCGACGCAGCCGGCGCUGAUGCCGGGGGGUUGGAUGGAGCGCGUGAAGAAGGCGGGUGGCGACCUGUCGAAUGGGUUCUGGGGCGAGAGGAUCGGGGGUGGAGAGGAGACGGAGGCGCCAGUUGUGGAAAAAGUCACCGAAAUCAAGAUGACGAACGACAAGAUCGAGAGGUUGAUCUCGAUCGACGAGUUCCGCAAGCAUGACUCGGAGACGGAGCCGUGGUUCGUGGUCAACGGCGAAGUGUACGACGGCACCGGCUUUCUUCAGGGGCAUCCGGGCGGCGCGCAGAGCAUCGUGUCGGCGGCUGCGUUGGAUGCUACGGAUGAGUUCAUGGCUAUACACAGCGAGACGGCCAAGGCCAUGAUGCCACACUACCACAUCGGAACCCUAGACGACGCAGCCAAACGCAUCCUCAGCGACGGCGAGGCCCCCUCAGAGGCGCCAACCGAACCUCGCCCCGUCUUCCUCGACCCCCGCGCGUGGACCCGGGCGACCCUGCACAGCAAGAAGACGGUGUCCUGGGACACGCGCAUCUUCACCUUCCAGCUCGAGCACCCCAACCAACUCCUUGGCCUGCCCACGGGCCAGCACCUCAUGCUGCGGCUACGCGAUCCGGUCACCCGCGAGGCCAUCAUCCGCGCCUACACGCCCAUCUCGCAGACGUCGCAGCGCGGCACCGUCGACGUCCUCGUCAAGCUGUAUCUAGAUACGAAAGAGCGCAAAGGCGGCAAGAUGACGACGGCCCUCGACGCGCUGCCGCUCGGCCACCCCGUCGACGCCAAGGGCCCCGUCGGCAAAUUCGAGUACCUGGGGCGUGGGCGGUGCAGCGUGAAUGGCGUCGAGCGCCGCGUCAAGCGCUUCGUCAUGGUUUGUGGCGGCAGCGGUGUCACGCCUAUCUUCCAGGUGCUGCGGGCCGUCAUGCUGGACAAGGACGACCGCACGCGCUGCACGGUGCUGGAUGGGAAUAGGUUGGUUGAGGAUAUACUGUGCAAGGCGGACCUCGACGCCUUUGCGGCGAUGAGCGGGAGCGAGGAGAAGUGUAGGCUUGUGUAUACGUUGACGCAGGCGCCAGAGGAAUGGGUAGGGAGGAGGGGCAGGAUUGCGGGGCCGUUGUUGGAGGAGUAUGCGCCUGCGCCCGCGCCGGUGGGGCAGGGGGAGGAGGGGAUGGGGGAUAGUUUGGUGUUGUUGUGUGGGCCUGAGGCGUUGGAGAAGAGCGCACAUAGGGCGUUGAAUGAGAUUGGGUGGAGGGAUGAGGAUUUGUUGUUUUUUUGA
Messenger RNA from Lasiodiplodia theobromae, 2658 nucleotides. RefSeq names its product Nitrate reductase. Bases 1 to 2658 code for a protein of 885 amino acids. Gene Ontology annotation, molecular function: heme binding; nitrate reductase (NADPH) activity; molybdenum ion binding. NCBI's taxonomy places the organism in Eukaryota, Fungi, Ascomycota, Dothideomycetes, Botryosphaeriales, Botryosphaeriaceae. Gene Ontology annotation, biological process: nitric oxide biosynthetic process; nitrate assimilation. The record is from RefSeq and is a predicted model, not a curated record. The transcript has 2 exons.